AUGGCGGCCCUAGGCUUCUACACAACUGCAACUGAGGCUCUGAGGGGAGCGGACCUGAGUGGGAAGAGCGCGAUCGUCACAGGCCUGGGCGCCGAGACGGUGCGCGUGCUGGCGGGCGCGGGCGCCGACGUCGUCCUCUGCUCCCGCAGCGUGGCCGCGGGCCAGGAGGUGGCCGACGGCAUCGCCGCCGGCCUGGCAGCGGCCCGGGGCGCGGGCGAGGCCGGCGGGGAGGGCGAGGGGCCGCGGGGGCCGGCGCCGGGGCGCAUCACCGUGGCUCCGCUGGACCUCGCUGACCUGCGCAGCGUGCAGGCCUUCUGCCGCCUGCCCGCGGUGGCCUCCCUGCCCGCCAUCCACUUCCUGGUGCUGAAUGCGGGCAUCAUGGGCCUGCCUGCCAAGGCGCUCACCAAGCAGGGCUUUGAGGCGCAGUGGGGCACCAACCACCUGGGCCACCAGUACCUGACCCAGCUGCUGCUGCCAAAGAUGAAGGCGCAGGGCGCCCCCGCCCGCGUGGUGGCCCUCACCUCCUUUGGCCACAACUUCGCCAAGGAGCUGCCGAUGGACGACCUCAGCUGGGAGCGCCGCACCUACUCCGCCUGGCCCGCCUACGGCCAGAGCAAGCUCAGCAACGCGCUGUUCGCCCGGGAGCUGGCGCGCAGGAUGGAGGAGGAGGGUGCGGCGGUCAAGGCCUUUAGCGCCCACCCUGGCCGCCACAUGGCGGGCAAGGGCGCGCUGCAGCGCACAUGGCGGCUGGUGAACGCGGUGCCGGGCCUGGCUGGCCUGCUGGGCAGCAAGACUGUGCCGCAGGGCGCCGCCACCACCAUCUUUGGCUGCGUGGCGCCAGAGCUGGAGGGGCACUCGGGCGAGUACCUGGCUGACUGCCAGAUUGGGAGCACGGCGCGGGGCUACUGGGGCCGCCGCUUCUGCCACCCGUCCAAGCUGGCCCAGGACGGCGACCUGGCGCGGCGGCUGUGGGAGCAGACUGACAAGAUGAUUGGCGAGGCCCUGAAGCGGGAGGCGCAGCAGGAGUAG
Molecule: messenger RNA, 1029 nt
Organism: Chlorella variabilis
Lineage: Eukaryota; Viridiplantae; Chlorophyta; Trebouxiophyceae; Chlorellales; Chlorellaceae
Exons: 9
Coding region: 1-1029 (342 amino acids)
Source: RefSeq, a predicted model, not a curated record